AGCUGAGCUUAUCUUCACAGAUGGUAGUGGGGCCAGAGAGCAACGCUGUAUUGUAGGGGCAAACUAUUACAAAUCAAACAGCAUUCAUGAAUGUACUCAAAUAAUUAUUCAUAUAGGGCCCGAUACUAAUAGUUUAAUAUAUAAAAAGGAGCAUCUAACUCCUGUUUUUGGUGCAUUAAAUGGAGGAGAAGAAGGAAGACGGAGACUCGGAGAUACAGGAACACGGACCCGAGCACUGGUUCUCAAAAUGGGAGCGGCAGUGUUUGGCCGAAGCGGAACAGAGGGAGCCGAGCGAGGAGGAGGCCGACAACGACCAGGAUAAACUGUGGCAUCUCUUCCAGAACUCCGCCACCGCCGUGGCACAGUUAUACAAAGACAGAGUAUGCCAUCAGCAGGGCCUGUCAUUGUGGGUGCCAUUUCAGAACUCUGCCACAGCAGUCACCAACCUCUACAAAGAGAGUGUGGAGGCCCAUCAGAGAACCUUUGAUCGGGGCAUCCAGACAGGCCACCAGCGCCGUAAUAAGGACAUGCUGGCCUGGGUGAAGAAGCGACGGAGAACCAUCCGCAGGGAGGAUCUUAUCAGCUUUCUGUGCGGCAAAGCACCACCGCACAGGAGUAGCAGGACCAACACCCGGCUGGCCAUGGUGGCCCCGAGUCGGGCUAACUCUCCAGCGGAGACCGGCUCAUCUGUGGAGGCAGACCUGCAGCCCUUCAGGGAGGCCAUAGCACUGCACGGUCUGAGUGGAGCCAUGGCGAGCAUCAGCGUCCGCUCCGGUGCUCCAGGGUCUCCCACACAUGUGAGCGGGAGCAGCAGUAACGGAGGCGGGGCCGGCGUAGGCGCUUCCUCCGGAUCGGGGCCGGUGUGCCGCAGCCGGCGCAACGGGCUCCAGGACGUCGACCUGAACACUUUCAUCUCGGAAGAGAUGGCGCUGCAUCUGGACUCUACUGCCUCCGCCGGAGGGGGAGGAGCCAGGAAAAGAAACUCCACCCAGUGCAGCGAUGUCAUCACAGACUCUCCUACGCACAAACGCAACAGGAUGAUCUGAUGUGCUGCCUGCCUAUGUGUGUGUGUGAGGGGGGGGAAGCCUUCAGAGCCAAGGCUAGGAGAGGGAGGGAGGGGGUUGGAGGGGUGAACAUGGGACAGAUGCACAGACGGAUGGACAGAUAUUCAGCUGCCUGGCUGUGCAGAAGAACGUCUGAAAACGCAGACAGAAGGUCCCCGUUUGCGCUUUUCUGAUGUUGAAUGAACUCUAUUCCUUGUCUCCUUUCCCUGCACUAUUGCUACAAAUCACUGCUAUCAGAACACUUAAUGAGUGUGUGUGACGAGGAGGUCCGGACGCCAUCGCCCCGGAAAGGAGACAACGAAGGAAGACUCAUCAUGGGAUACAGAAAGUUCUCAAACACGCACUGUGCUGCUUCGAAGAGUAAAAGCCACUUUGAUCCUCGACACAUUUGUGCCCUUCCCUCCCUGAACCCCACUCAUCCUCACCCGCCACCUUAAUAAGGAAGUGAGGGCCAUGAUCGUCUCACUCAGUGAACCGAGUUGCUCGCCAAACGUUGGAGACUCAACCCUCUGCGACCAACAUGUGAUCUUUCUGUUGCUCCACCGUCGUCGGUGGGGGAGCUGAAUCGCAGUAGGACAGGUGUGGGGUCAUCCAGCUUCAGUUACAUUUCUCCAGGUCGAUGGCACGUCACUUUACUCUCCGCUAACUCUGCUUCAACUAUGGCUCCAUUUAGUAAAGCCAGUCGCCAUUUUCAUUAGUUCGUCAAACCACCAGUGUUAAAAUUCUAGGUUUGUUGCCACUGUUGUUGGCAGCAUUGAUAGCCAAGUUAAUUAUUUCUCCACAUUUUUUCUGUUGAUUAAAAAGAAAACACUUUUUAUUUUUUAUUUGUGAAUACAGCUUGUCAUAAAGCUCACCCCUUUACCCUAGUCUUAUACAAAAAGCAACUGCUCUUUUAUGUGAUCUUGUGAUUAUUCUGAUUUGCAAUAAGGACUGCACUUAAUUUUCACCUAACUCAUGCAAACAAAUGGGCUCUUCCAUUAUAUCCCAGAUGUAGCCUAGAUUAGCACAACACUCACUGCUUAGAGGAAGUAAACACUCGGUAUAGGGCUGCUCAAUUAAUCGCAAUUACCAUUUUGGCUUGCAACGAUUAUGAAAACAUAAUCAAGAUAA
Notothenia coriiceps (black rockcod) is the source of this 2174-nucleotide messenger RNA. Its product is annotated as UPF0472 protein C16orf72 homolog. The transcript is spliced from 5 exons. The coding region runs from base 180 to 1046 and encodes 288 amino acids. The record is from RefSeq and is a predicted model, not a curated record. NCBI's taxonomy places the organism in Eukaryota, Metazoa, Chordata, Actinopteri, Perciformes, Nototheniidae.